AUGAAGAGAAGAGUAUGUGUGUGUCAAUCUACUCUCAAGACAACACGGAAGAGCAUAUUGGAGGAUAAGCUCUUUGAUAAAGAGAAGGACAAUGAUGCAUACUGGACAACACAUAACUAUACAAAAUACAAAGACGAAUUUAAAGGCAACGACCCAGAAAAGAAAGAAAACGAGUACAAAAUAAUGAGUUACAAUGUAAAUGGCAUUAAUGCAAGUAUUAAGAAGGGGUUGAUUGACUUUAUAAACACUGAAAAGGCUGAUAUCGUUUGUUUGCAAGAGACAAAGUUACAACACAAAAAUAGAGUUGAAAUGCCUGAGUACAAACAUCACUAUUACAAUUACUCAACCAACAAAAAGGGGUAUUCGGGUACAGCCGUGCUCAGUAAAAUAAAGCCAAUAAACGUAACUUAUACACUCAACGAAAAGACACACAACGACGGAAGAAUCAUCACCGUCGAGUUUGACAAUUUUUAUUUGGUGAACACUUACGUCCAAAACAGUGGGAGGAAGUUAGAGAAUUUGGAGAAGCGAGCCAAAGAGUGGGAUGUCGAUUUAAAGUCACACAUCCAUCGUCUUUCUUUAUCUAAAAAAGUGAUUUGGUGUGGUGAUAUGAAUGUUGUGUUACGGUGGUCUGACUUAGCCAAACCUAAAGAGUGGUUGCGGUGUUGUGGGUUCACCAAAGAAGAGAGAAAGGGCACAAGUGAUAUCUUAGAGUGUGCAAACCUCAUAGACCCUUUUGUAUCUCUAUAUCCACAUAAAGUGGCAUUUUACACGUUCUUUCCUUAUGUCGAUAUAAAAAAGUUGAGUGGGAUGCGUGCAGACUAUUUCUUUGUUUCAAAAGAGUGUGAAAAUUGUGUUACGAAAUAUUACAAAAGAGAUGUUAAGUAUUCAGAGUUUGUUAUUUGUGAAUUGUUAUGUAUAGUUACUCAUUAG
Entamoeba invadens IP1 is the source of this 933-nucleotide messenger RNA. Its product is annotated as exodeoxyribonuclease III, putative. The coding region runs from base 1 to 933 and encodes 310 amino acids. The transcript has a single exon. NCBI's taxonomy places the organism in Eukaryota, Evosea, Mastigamoebida, Endamoebidae. Gene Ontology annotation, cellular component: nucleus. The record is from RefSeq and is a predicted model, not a curated record. Gene Ontology annotation, molecular function: phosphoric diester hydrolase activity; DNA-(apurinic or apyrimidinic site) endonuclease activity; DNA binding. Gene Ontology annotation, biological process: base-excision repair.